AUGAGCGAUGAGGAACUAAUUAAGAGAGCGGUAAAUGAGUUUCAUAGUGUUGACGCCGUUAACGAUAUUGACGAAUGUGCUAGAUGUAAAACUCGUCUACAAAUUGGAAAAUUUCUAGCCUUAACUCGUCCAGAUUUGGUUCCACAAAUUUUCUCGAUUUGGUGUCUUGAGUCUGGGUUUGACGAAACAGAAUGCCACAUGAAUUAUGGAUUUCAUACUGAAGAAUAUUCAUCUACUGGGACAGAUUUCACAAAAGUUUUGCUGCUCAUGAACCCAGAAGGUAUCGAUGGAGAUUAUUUCUGCUAUUUUCAUGAUUCUCAAUGUCAUGUUCUUCCUGAAUCACCAACCUUGGACUUGGAGAAACUCUGGCCACCGAAACCGAAGUUGUACGAAGCUCCUGAAAAUAGCGGCAAUACCUUUAACGUGUUGCACAUUAGUGAUGUCAACAUCCAACUAGAUUAUAAACUCUUAUCAGAAGCCAACUGUUCGCAAACCGUAUGUUGCUCGCCUAUGAGCAGAAAUUUAGUUCCAACUCCUCCAGAAUAUGACUACAGUCUAAUUCAUGACCCGGCGGUUGGGUUAUCAUUUUAUUCCAGUAGUUACUCAAAAGGUCAUUUUGAAAAAGGUCAGUAUAUUGACCAGUACAGUCCAAAGGAGCCUGCUUGGUUACCAGCUCAUGAAUUUGGCAGUUAUAAUUGCGAGACACCUCCGUUGUUGUUCAACAAUUCCUUGGGAGUGAUCAGAGAUUUUCAUCAAAAUCACUUGAACUUCGAGUUCGCUUUAUUUACUGGAGGAGUAGUUGGUCACUCUGAUAGAAUCUUCGUAGACAAAGAAAGUGUUUUGGAAGCUCAGGAGUUUGUCUACCGUAAUAUUCAACUGUACCUUCCACAGGUUCCUGUUUUUCCGGCCAUCGGUGUUCGAGAUGGGUUUCCUAUGAAUCAAUUGCCUCAGAAUGAAUUAACAGAAUCAUAUUUAUACCAAUGCAAUUUUGACUUUCUUGCUGAUUUAUGGCAAGAACUCGGUUGGUUGGAUUUGGAAUCUGCUAAAGAAGUCAGAUAUAACCAUUUCGGUUAUUCGUUAGUAACUGACAGAGGCUUAAAGAUUAUUUCCUUGAACUCCAAUGUAUGGAACCAAAAGAAUUUAUAUUCCUUUUGGGAUGUGCUUGCCUUUGACAAAUCAGGAAUUUGGGAAUUUUUAAUAAAUGAAUUACUUGACAGUGAACUCAAUGAACAAAGAGUAUGGAUUAUUGCACAUUUGCCAACCAGCCAACAGUCAUUGCCUAUACCUUCAAAAAUCUUUACUGAAAUAGUGCACCGGUUCUCUCCAAAAGUAAUUGCGGCAAUCUUCUUUGGACAUAGUCAAAAGGAACUGUUCGAGCUACUCUACGCUGGGGAUGGCUGUGAUGAAAAGAAGUUGGAAAAUGCAAUUAAUUUUGCAAUUACUGCUCCUUCCAUAAGCCCAUUUUCGGGAGUGAAUCCUGCCUGGAAAUAUUACUCUGUUGACGAAAAUUCAUUCAACAUUGUAAAUUCAUUUACAUACUUCACAAAAUUGAACGAGACAUUUGUAAAUGGAGGUGCUGAGCCUGUCUGGGAGUUCGGGUUUUCGGCUAGAGAUGCCUAUGACCCUGAGCAGCAAUGGCCAAUGGAAAGAAGUCUUGACACAGAAUGGUGGCACCAUGUAAGUGAAAAGAUUCGGGAUAUGCCUGAAAUUGACCAAUUAUACAAUAAAUUCGAAUUUAGAAGUUCUCCAUUUGCAACUCCGAAUACUUCUGAAGAUUGUGAAGAGUCGACAAACUACUGUAAGGUUACUAGUUUCACAUUAGAAGACAGAAAACAAUGUAUGUUGACAGAAGACCAGGAUAAUUAUAUUUGUCCCAGAAAGAGUAUUGAUUUUCGUCCCCAUAUCAGACCCUACGAUCCUAUUGAAUACAUU
This is a messenger RNA of Scheffersomyces stipitis CBS 6054, 1932 nucleotides long. RefSeq lists its product as uncharacterized. The annotation marks the transcript as partial. The transcript has a single exon. The record is from RefSeq and is a predicted model, not a curated record. NCBI's taxonomy places the organism in Eukaryota, Fungi, Ascomycota, Pichiomycetes, Serinales, Debaryomycetaceae.